Messenger RNA from Candidozyma duobushaemuli, 1755 nucleotides. RefSeq lists its product as uncharacterized. The record is from RefSeq and is a predicted model, not a curated record. The transcript has a single exon. Gene Ontology annotation, molecular function: protein binding. Bases 1 to 1755 code for a protein of 584 amino acids. NCBI's taxonomy places the organism in Eukaryota, Fungi, Ascomycota, Pichiomycetes, Serinales, Metschnikowiaceae.
AUGGAGGUGGAGUUCAGAAAACACCUCCCUCCCUACCGCUCCCUCGUGGACCCAAAGUCCCAGUAUGACUACAGAACCCACUCGUUUGUCCAGUUCAGCCAGCUGGACUUGUCCAAGGUGUUGCUGGGCUACCAGCUUCCCAAGUUGCCUCGGUCCAACUUCAAAAUGAAGUACAAGCUGUUGCUCUCUGACGUGUCCAUACGGGCGUCCUUGCUUACUCGGAAGGUCCCGAGCGUCAAGCAGACAAACACACCGAAAAAGAGGGCCCCUUCCACAUCCUUCAAUGACCUCCCAGAAGAGAUCCAGAUCCACGUCUUCUCCUUGGUCAAUGACACCCCGUCCUACCAGAACUGCCUCUACACGUGCAAGACCUUCUACCGCUUGGCCAAGCCGUUCAUGUUCCGCUACGUGUCCUUCUCCUCGACCUUCCGCUUUGCCCAGUUCAUCACCUACCUACGGCUCAACCCAGCCUUGGGCUGCCACGUUUUGGAGGUCGACUUGUCCCAGCUCAAGCCGGGCAACUGGGAAUUGGAGGCCCAGAGCGACACAGAACAGGACGAAAACGACACAGACCAGUUCCACGACAUCUUGGCCAUCUGGGCAGGCUGGCGGGACUGGAAGUUCGCCAACAACCCAUUGUACACCUUACAUCCGUUGCCUGCGACGCCGCUAACGAAGGCGUUGCUGCACGCUCCACACGGGCCGCCUUCGGCCAAAAAACGCAAGUUUCUGAGGUACUUCAUGAAGAGAAGACGGUCUCAUGCCAAAACAGAGGCUCCUGAGGAGCAGAGACCACUGCCAGGCGCACGCCGUCACAGCCAACGGCUCCUCCAGCACCUGAGCCACCCGAAAAUCAACAAGUUCUUGAUGAACUACUCGUCGCUGAAGGACGUGCCCAUCGGCUACAUCAUCCACUUGAUCAACAUGUGCCCCAACUUGCGGUCGCUCAACUUGGGCAGCUUGUCGCUUUCCACAGACUACAUGAUCUCCCCGAAAAUGUCCCAGAAGUACCAGGCCUUCGACAUCAUGAACAACUACUCCAAGGAAACCGUCGACACCAUCGACAACUUGUACCCUAUGGCGGACGACGAGUUGUUCUUCAAAAGCGAAAUCACCCGCCGCAUCCCCGACCUCACUUCCCUGGCCUCGUCGGUGUUCUCCAUGUCCACUCUUUCGAAGCCCAACCGCAAAUACAACAGCUUGCUCCCACCUCUACCCAAGCUGGUUCGUGAUAUUCUGUACCUCCAGAAAGGCGACGGGCUCGUCUUUUUGAGCGACUUGAACUUGAAGUCCAUCAACAGCGCUCAUUUGGAGACCAUCAACGAGUCCGAGAUUUUCAAGUCCUUGUGCAAGCGGUCCAAGCUCGAGUACAUCAACUUGCUGAGCAUGAUCUGGAUCAACUUGCGCUUGGUCAAGCAGUUCAUCAGCGGCAUGCUUGCCGAGGACCUCCAACGCAAGAAGUUUGACGGCAAAGAGUGCACCGUCUUCAAGGAUAACUACUUCUCGUCCCUCGAGCUUCUAGAUGAAGAGGACGAGGACGAAGACACGGGCACGCCGAAAAAUUUGUUGCUUGACUUGAGCAACUCGGGCAUGAACAAAAAUCUCCGUUGGGCUCAGCCCAUUGAUCUUGAGACCAGAAGAGGCAGAAAGCUAGUGCACAAGAUCUUGAACGACGAAUUGCUCCCACCAUUCGAAGAGUUCAUGCUUCGCGAGCGGGACAGAAUGGGCCGUCCGGGCGAAAACUACUUUUCCUAA